This is a messenger RNA of Bubalus bubalis (water buffalo), 1300 nucleotides long. RefSeq names its product olfactory receptor 7A17-like. Gene Ontology annotation, biological process: G protein-coupled receptor signaling pathway. The record is from RefSeq and is a predicted model, not a curated record. The transcript is spliced from 2 exons. NCBI's taxonomy places the organism in Eukaryota, Metazoa, Chordata, Mammalia, Artiodactyla, Bovidae. Gene Ontology annotation, molecular function: G protein-coupled receptor activity; olfactory receptor activity. Gene Ontology annotation, cellular component: membrane. Bases 31 to 1050 code for a protein of 339 amino acids.
UUCAUUUUUCCUGGUAGUCACCUCCACCACAUGGAACCAGGUAACAAUACACAAUCUUCUGAACUUUUUCUUCUGGGAUUCUCAGAGGAUAUAGAAUUGCAACCCCUCAUCUUUGGACUUUUCCUCUGCAUGUACCUGAUCACUGUGCUUGGAAAUCUGCUCAUCAUCCUGGUCAUCAUCUCUGACUCCCACCUUCACACCCCCAUGUACUUCUUCCUCUCCAACUUGUCCUUUGUAGACAUCUGCUUCAUCUCCACCACCAUCCCAAAGAUGCUGCAGAAUAUCGAGAACAAGAGCAAAGUCAUAACAUAUGAAGGCUGCAUCGUCCAGGUGUAUUUUUGCAUAUUCCUUGCAGGAUUAGAUGACUUCCUCCUGACAGUGAUGGCCUACGACCGCUUUGUGGCCAUAUGCCACCCCCUACACUACACAGUCGUCAUGAACCCUCGGCUCUGUGAACUGCUGGUAUUGGUGUCCUGGAUGGUGAGUGCUAUGCAUUCCUUGUUACAAAGUUUAAUGGCUUUGCAGCUAACCUUCUGUACAAAGGUGGAAAUUCCCCAAUUUUUUUGUGAACUCAAUCAGAUGGUCCAACUUGCCUGUUCUAACACCUUUCUUAAUGACAUGGUGAUGUAUUUGGCAUCAGUGCUACUAGCUGGUGGGCCGUUUGCUGGUAUCCUUUACUCUUACUCUAAGAUAGUCUCUUCCAUACGAAGAAUCUCAUCAACUCAGGGAAAGUUUAAAGCAUUUUCCACUUGUGCAUCUCAUCUCUCAAUUGUCUUUUUAUUUUAUUGUAUGAGCCUAGGAGUGUACCUUAGCUCGGCUGCUACACACAGCUCACACUCAAGUGCAAUAGCCUCCGUGAUGUACACUGUGGUCACACCCAUGCUGAACCCCUUCAUCUACAGUCUGAGGAACAACGACAUAAAGAGGGCUCUGAAGAGACUAUGGAUAAGGAAGGUUGAUUGCAAUGUUACAGGUAGAUUUUCAAUUGCACAAGGUGCCAUUGCUCCAAACUCUGCAUUAUUCAAGGGUCAAAUCUUUCUUUAUGUAUAGCGUGUGUAUAUAUCUCAUGAUCAAAGAUGACUCACUAGAGAGCUUGGCUGCCUAUCCAGUCAUGUGGUUCAGUUCACAAUUUGUGCAAACAUGUUUGCCAAUAUCCUGCUUACCUAGGAGGAAACUGCAAUGGAAUAACUUUUUCAUAUAAUUUUCUGUAAUACAAUUAAAAAGCAGUAGUGAAUGCUAUCUUUAAAUAUCAGAAUCAAUGCAUAGUAUGAGAUUAUUGAAGUUGAUCUCAGUUCUAUAC